Molecule: messenger RNA, 1123 nt
Organism: Aplysia californica (California sea hare)
Lineage: Eukaryota; Metazoa; Mollusca; Gastropoda; Aplysiida; Aplysiidae
Product: peptidase M20 domain-containing protein 2
Exons: 6
Coding region: 218-1123 (301 amino acids)
Molecular function (GO): dipeptidase activity
Source: RefSeq, a predicted model, not a curated record
CUGGUUGGUGCGCACUGCACAGAGCACCACCACUAGAUCAAUGUGGUUCUGGACUGAGGCAAAGAUAGUCUUGUACUAUCUUUGACUGAGGCAAGGCAAAGAUCCCAUUUGGGCAAGUUGUUCAUCACAAUAAUAAUAAUAUUAAACUCUGGCCAAGGGUAGUUGGAGGGUUCCACAGUGUGCACUGGGCAAGUAGGAACAGCAGGCACCCUACAGCAUGGAUCAGUACAAGUGUUGCGCAUGUCAAGCUAUCGAGCAGCAAGAGGCUGGACUGCACGCCUUGUCCAAACGGAUUUGGGCAUACGCGGAAGUGGGCAAACGGGAAGUUAAGACUGCAAAAACUCUAACCCGUUUCCUGAAAAAGAACAACUUUAAGAUCACUAAGAAGUUGAAGGGCCUGCCGACUGCCUUCAUGGCCGAGUUUGGAGAGAGCGAAGUUGGCGGCGCACGGAGGCCAAAUAUUGCCAUUAUCUGUCAGUUUGACGCUGUCAAGGGAAAAGGUCACGUGAAUGGAUACAACUUGGUAGCGGAAGUUGCUGUGGCUACAGCUCUCGGAAUUCAAGAAGCUAUCAAGGCGGCAUCGACACCAAUAGGAAAGAUUACUCUCAUUGGCUGCCCUAACUCUGCAGGAGGCGGAGUGAUCACCCUGCUCAAUCGGAAAGCCUUCAAAGGCUUCGACAUGGCCCUGGGAGCAAUACCUGGGCCUAGAACAGAGUGGAGUCCUGUCUGUCUCGGCAUGAAGAUGUUCAAGGCCACGUACAAGUGCUUGGAGGGCACACCGACAAACCAACUGCUCCCUGGCUCCCCGAAAGACGCGGUGGUAUUGGCACAACUCAAUGUCCAGACAAUACAGGAACAUCUCAGCCAAGGGUCAUCUGUGGCGGGCACCGUGCAAGCUCACCGCUACGCCGUGGCCAUGUCAAAAGCACUGGCGAUGUCCGCAAUAGACAUGCUAAAUUCUCCCGAGAUGCUGGCCCACGCAUGUGCAGAGCUGCGGGAGGAGCUUGUGCGCAACAAAACUGUUCCGUUCAUGCCGCCCAGCUUGCAGCAGAGGCAGAACGUCUACAAAAUCCGGACAGCAGUGCCAGCAGACACAAACACUGGCUGGUCCACACAACAUUGA